AUCCAGAGAGAGGCUCUUUGAACUUUGGAUGCUUUAUUGUACAAAGAAAGAUCCAGAUUACCUGAAGCUCUGGUUGGACAAUUUUGUUUCUAGCUAUGAACAGUUCUUAGAUGUUGACUUUGAAAAGCUGCCUACCAGGGUAGAUGAUGUGCCUCCAGGAAUAUCUCUCCUUCCUGAUAAUAUUCUGCAGGUUUUAAGGAUCCAGCUACUACAGUGUGUUCAGAAAAUGGCAGAUGGGUUAGAGGAACAACAACAAGCUUUGUCAGUUUUGCUUGUCAAGUUCUUCAUUAUUCUUUGCAGAAAUUUGUCUAAUGUGGAAGAAAUUGGGACUUGCUCAUAUAUUAAUCAUGUCAUUACUAUGACAACACUCUAUAUUCAGCAGUUAAAAAGCAAAAAAAAAGAGAAGGAAUUGGCAGAUCAGACAUCUAUUGAAGAAUUUGUAAUCCAUGCAUUGGCAUUUUGUGAGAGUUUAUACGAUCCAUAUCGGAAUUGGAGGCAUAGAAUUUCAGGACGAAUCCUUAGUACUGUGGAAAAGAGCAGACAGAAAUAUAAACCAGCUUCUCUCACAGUGGAGUUUGUCCCUUUCUUUUAUCAGUGUUUUCAGGAAAGUGAACAUCUCAAGGAAAGUCUCAAGUGUUGCUUAUUGCACCUCUUUGGAGCCGUUGUGGCCGGUGGGCAGAGGAAUGCUUUGCAAGCAAUUUCUCCAGCCACCAUGGAAGUUCUUAUGAGAGUUUUGGCAGAUUGUGAUUCCUGGGAGGAUGGAAAUCCUGAAGAAGUGGGGAGGAAGAUCGAACUUACUCUGAAGUGCCUUACAGAAGUGGUACAUAUCCUUCUCACUAGCAGCUCUGAUCAACGUCAGGUGGAAACCAGCACUAUUUUGGAGAACUAUUUUAAAUUGCUAAAUUCAGAUCAUUCAGCUUUACCUAAUCAAAGGAGAUCCAGACAGUGGGAAAGCCGGUUCAUAGCUCUGCAGAUCAAAAUGUUGAAUACCAUCACAGCCAUGUUAGAUUGCACCGAUAGGCCUGUUCUUCAGGCCAUUUUUCUUAACAGUAAUUGCUUUGAACAUCUCAUACGACUGCUGCAGAAUUGCAAGCUGUUUUUAAAUGCUAACAAUAAGGUGGCAGACAAGAACGAGAAAGACCUUGCCAACAAAUUACUGACAGAAAUAAAUGAGGACCAGGUGUUUCAGGGACAGUUGGAUUGUUUGGCUAUAUCAGCCAUUCAGGCUUUGACAGCAGUAAUGAACAAAUCUCCAGCUGCUAAGGAAGUAUUUAAAGAAAGAAUUGGUUAUACACAUAUGUUUGAGGUUUUAAAAUCCCUGGGUCAGCCACCACGGGAACUACUUAAAGAACUCAUGAAUAUGGCUGUAGAGGGUGACCACACUUCAGUUGGGAUUUUGGGCAUUAGUAAUGUCCACCCUCUCUUGCUUCUUAUCCGGUGGCUUCCAGAGCUAGAAUCCCAUGAUCUGCAAAUCUUCAUCUCUGAUUGGCUGAAAAGAAUUUGUUGUAUUAAUAGGCAGAGCCGAACUAUUUGUGUCAAUGCAAACAUGGGAAUUCACAUCAUCGAAACCCUUGAUUCCCAUUCUUCCCUCCACCGAACUUGUGCUGAGAACUUGAUUGCACUUCAUGGUUCCUUGGGGAGUCAGUCAGUGAGCUCAGAAGAAAUCCGUCGACUACUAAGAUUGCUGAGAGUGGAUGAACCUGAGUAUAUUCACCCCUAUACCACUCCUGUGACUCGAGCAAUUCUGACAAUGGCCCGAAAACAAAGUCUAGAGAGCGCACUGCAGUAUUUUAACUUGUCACAUAGUAUGGCAGGAAUUUCUGUGCCUUCCAUACAGAAGUGGCCGGGGUCUGCCUUUUCUUUCAAUGCUUGGUUUUGCUUAGAUCAGGAUCAGUUGACUGUUGGCAACGCUAACAAAGGAGGAAAAAGAAAACAAUUGUACAGCUUCUUUACAGGAAGUGGCAUGGGUUUCGAAGCUUUUAUUACCCAUUCAGGUAUGUUGGUUGUGGCAGUGUGCACAAAAAGAGAAUAUGCUACAGUUAUGCUUCCUGACCACAGUUUCUGUGAUUCCCUCUGGCACAACAUAACCAUUGUUCACAUGCCUGGAAAAAGACCCUUUGGUCAGAGCCUUGUCUUUAUCUAUGACAAUGGACAGCAGAAGGUCUCUGCCCCUCUCAGAUUUCCUGCCAUGAAUGAACCUUUUAUUUCCUGCUGCAUUGGUUCAGCUGGGCAAAGAACCACCACUCCUCCACCUUCCCAAAUCCCAGAUCCACCUUUUUCUUCCCCCAUUACCCCUCAUCGGACAUCAUUUGGUGGAAUUCUGUCGUCAGCCUCCUGGGGAGGAACACUUGAAAAAUCAAAAUUGAUUACCAAAUUGAUAUCAGCUGGAACCCAAGAUAGUGAAUGGGGCUGCCCCACAUCUCUGGAGGGUCAGCUAGGGUCUGUUAUCAUCUUCUUUGAAGCACUACAGCCUCCUCAGGUGAAGGCAUUGUAUUUAGCAGGUCCAAACUGUUUAAGCCCUUGGAAAUUUCAGGAGUCUGACAUGGCUGACCUGCCUGCUAACAUCCUUCUUCACUACACUGCAAAGGCCUGCAAAAAUUCAAUCUGUCUUGAUUUAUCUACUAAUUGUUUGCAUGGAAGAUUAACAGGAAACAAAGUAGUGAACUGGGACAUUAAGGACAUCAUAAACUGCAUAGGUGGAUUAAAUGUAUUGUUUCCUUUGUUGGAACAAAUCAGCCACUUUGGUGAAGGACAGAUUUCUGAAGGAAUGAAUGAAAGCACAGUUUCUGAAUUGAUAACGCCUGUAGAAGGAGAUUGGGUUGUACUGACCUCCACGAAGGCAUCAGAGUCAAGAUUAGAAAGGAAUUUAAUUGCAACAUUUAUCUUGAUUGUGAAGCACUUUAUUCAAAGACAUCCUAUCAACCAGGACAAUCUUACUCACUCCCAUGGAGUUGCCACUCUUGGUGCCUUGCUGCAGAAGGUGCCAAGCUCCUUGAUGGAUGUUAAUGUACUGAUGGCAGUUCAGUUAUUAAUUGAACAGGUGUCAUUAGAGAAAAAUAUGCAGCUCCUGCAGCAAAUGUAUCAAUAUUUACUUUUUGACUUCCGUAUUUGGAACCGUGGAGAUUUUCCCUUUCGAAUCGGUCAUAUACAGUAUCUUUCCACCAUCAUCAAAGACAGCAGGAGAGUUUUCCGAAAGAAGUAUGGUGUGCAGUUUCUCCUAGAUACACUUAGGAUUUAUUAUGGGAGUGAUUGUAAAUAUAGUGAGCUGUCUCUAGAAGACAUUCGGACAAUAAGGAAUUCUUUGUAUGGACUAAUUAAAUAUUUUCUGUGCAAAGGUGGAACUCAUGAAGAGAUACAGAGUAUUAUGGGUUACAUAGCUGCUAUCAAUGAAGAAGAACAGCUCUUUGGAAUUUUGGAUAUGCUCUUCAGUCUCCUCCGUACCAGCCCAACUAGAGGUCAGCUUUUCUUGUUGCUGUUUGAACCAGGAAAUGCUGACAUACUUUAUGCCUUGCUGUUAAAUCAGAAGUACUCUGACAGACUAAGAGAAAUCGUUUUUAAGGUUAUGGAACAAAUGUUGAAAUGCACAAAUGUUUAUGAACGAAGUAAACAACGUAUUCGGCUCAGAGAAGUUGGCUAUUCAGGAUUGGGACUUCUUCUUAAUGAAGCACCCAUUAAUACCUCUCUCAUUAAAAGCCUCACCAAUCAAAUUAUAAAUACAGAUACUGCUAUUAAUUUCAAAGAUCUGUUGUCUGUGGUAUAUAUAUCUCACAGAACACAUAUAAAUGUCAGAGUGGUUAUCUGCAGAAAGAUUUUACAGAUUUUGCAGUCCCAGCCAGAUGCAGCACAUCAAAUAUCUCAACAAGUGGGUUGGCAAGACACUUUAGUUAGGCUUUUUUUACAAACAAAUUUUGAAAAUGGAAAUACUCUUCAUAAGCACAGUAGGGCUGUUUCAGUAAAAGACAGUGACAAAAAUUUAUCAGCUGAAGAUACUAAGAAGAACUUUGAUGAAAAGAUUGAUGAGGAAAAAAUCAACUCUUUUGCCUCAGCCAAUGUGUCUUCAGAUCAGUGGAGUUUAGAGGAUGGACACUCUCUAGACUCAAACAUACCAUUAUUUCAAGAAGAUAGUUCUGUGGGAGAAUUAUCUUUCAGAUCAGAGAAUCAAGAAGAAUUCUGGAAUAAUAACCCUUCACAUCUGAGUUUAGAUCUCAGUGGAAUAGACUCAUGUGAACUGAGCGACAGUGGAAGUCACAUGCCAGACAGCCUGCCUAGCACGCCCUCCCCAAUAGAAUCUGCCAAAUCCUUUUCCGUGCAGUCUGACAAAGAGAGCGGUGUCUUAAAUGAUCCUGGGUUUGGUGAUGACUUCUCUUUACUUGAAAGCCAAGAGAGAUGUGAGGAGGAGCUUCUUCAAUUACUGACAAAUAUUUUGAACUAUGUAAUGUGUAGGGGAUUAGAAAAGUCUGAUGAUAGUACUUGGAUUGAACGGGGACAAGUGUUUUCAGCACUAAGUAAACCAGGAAUAUCCAGUGAACUACUUCGACCAUCAGAUGAAAUAAAAUUAAUUUUGCUACAGAACAUGUUAGAAUGGACAGUCACAGAAAACAGAGAAUCAAAAAUGAAUCCAGUAACUGCUGAAAAUGCCUUCCGACUCAUCCUGAUCAUACAGGACUUUCUGCAGUCAGAGGGGCUUGUUAAUUCAAACAUGUGGACUGAGAAGCUUUUAGAUGAUCUGAUGCUGCUCUUCGAUGGUCUGUCAGUUUGGUAUUCUGAAGGUCAAGUGUGGGCAAAACUUUCUCGAAUCCAAAUCCAGUUGCUUCUAGGAUUCAUUGGAAGGGGAAAUUUGCAGGUUUGUGCAAUGGCGUCAGCUAAGCUAAACACCCUUCUUCAAACCAAAGUGAUUGAAAAUCAGGAUGAAGCGUGUUACAUUUUAGGGAAGCUGGAACAUGUUCUAAGUCAGUCAAUUAAGGAGCAGACUGAAAUCUAUUCAUUUCUGAUUCCCCUGGUCCGUACCCUGGUUUCCAAAAUCUAUGAACUUCUCUUCAUGAACUUGCACCUGCCUUCUUUACCUUUUACCAAUGGUAGCUCUUCAUUUUUUGAAGAUUUUCAAGAAUAUUGCAGUUCAAAUGAAUGGCAAGUUUACAUCGAAAAAUAUAUCGUGCCUUACAUGAAGCAGUAUGAAACCCAUACAUUUUAUGAGGGUCAUGAGGACAUGGCACUUUAUUGGAAGAAUUGUUAUGAAGCCUUAAUGGUGAAUAUGCAUAAACGAGACCGGGAAGGAGGAGAAAGCAAGCUUAAGUUUCAGGAAUUUUUUGUGGAACCAUUUAAUAGAAAAGCACGGCAAGAGAACUUGAGGUAUAAUAAUACUCUUAAACAACUUAGCAGCCAACAGUUAAUCACUCUGAGACGCUGGAAGGCAGUACAGCUCUACCUCACAUCUGAAAGAGGACCUUGGGCUAAAAGGAAGCAAAGUCCAAUUCACUGGAAACUAGCUAAUGUAGAAAAUUACUCCCGCAUGAGACUUAAAUUGGUGCCAAAUUAUAACUUCAAAACUCAUGAAGACGCUAGUGCAUUGAGAGAUAAUCUAGGUAUCCAACACUCACAGCCUUCCAGUGAUUCAUUGCUUUUGGAAGUAGUGAAACAAGUAAAAGUUAGCAAUAUGGAGGAGGAUAAAUUAGACCUUCCUGAAGACGACUUAACAGCGAGAGUAAAUAUUGAUGAGAAAGAAGAACAGGAUCAAAAAGAAAAAUUGGUGUUGUCAGAAGACUGUGAACUCAUUACAAUAAUUGACGUAAUUCCUGGCAGAUUAGAAAUCACUACUCAACACAUUUACUUCUAUGAUUGCAGCAUUGAAAAAGAAGAUGGAGUAGGCUUUGAUUUCAAGUGGCCUCAUUCUCAAGUUCGAGAGAUUCACCUGCGGCGUUAUAAUUUAAGGAGGUCAGCUCUUGAGAUUUUUCAUGUUGACCAAUCCAACUACUUUCUCAAUUUCAAAAAAGAGGUUAGAAACAAAGUAUAUAGUAGACUGUUGUCACUGCAUUCUCCAAAUAGUUAUGGUACCAGAUCACCACAGGAAUUAUUCAAAGCAUCUGGAUUGACACAGAAAUGGGUGAACAGAGAGAUAUCAAAUUUUGACUACCUCAUUCAAAUAAAUACAAUGGCAGGACGAACCUAUAAUGACCUUGCGCAGUAUCCUGUGUUUCCCUGGAUUUUACAAGAUUAUACUUCAGAAGAGUUGGACCUUAAUAACCCAUCUGUAUUUCGAGAUCUUUCCAAACCAAUUGGGGUAGUUAAUGAUAAAAAUGCCAAAGCCAUGCGAGAAAAAUAUGAAAAUUUUGAGGAUCCUAUGGGAACUAUUGAUAAAUUUCAUUAUGGUACUCACUAUUCAAAUUCUGCUGGGGUUAUGCACUAUCUUAUUCGUACAGAACCAUUCACCACCCUCCACAUCCAGCUUCAGAGUGGAAGGUUUGACUGCGCAGAUCGACAGUUCCAUUCCAUCCCUGCCACCUGGCAGGCUCUCAUGGACAAUGCAUAUGAUGUGAAGGAGCUUAUUCCCGAAUUCUUCUAUUUCCCGGAGUUUUUGGAAAAUCAAAAUCAAUUUAACUUGGGUUGUCUGCAAGUUUCCAAAGAAGUAGUAAAUGACGUCAUUCUCCCCAAUUGGGCUAAGUCAGCUGAAGAUUUCAUCUAUAAACAUAGGAAAGCUCUGGAGUCUGAAUAUGUUUCUGCUCAUCUUCAUGAAUGGAUAGAUCUGAUUUUUGGCUACAAACAGAGGGGGCCAGCUGCAGUGGAAGCACUGAAUGUUUUCUAUUACUGUAGUUACGAAGGAGCUGUGGAUCUGGAUGCCUUAACAGAUGAGAAGGAAAGAAAAGCCUUAGAAGGGAUGAUUAAUAAUUUUGGGCAAACACCUUGUCAACUGUUAAAGGAACCACAUCCUCCUAGAUUGUCAGCAGAAGAAGCAGUGCAGAAGCAGACCAAAACAGACACUUCAACCCUAAAUGUAUUUCAACAUCUCUCCGAACUCAAGUCAUUUUUUAUAGAGGGAAUUAGUGAUGGUGUCCCACUAAUAAAGGCCAUUGUCCCCAAAAAUCAGUCUCGUUCUUUUAUGUCUCAAGGCAGUCCUGAGUUAUUGGUAACAGUAAACAUGAAUUACAUUGUUGGAACCCAUGGAUGGCUGCCUUAUGACAGAAACAUUUCCAAUUACUUUACAUUCAUCAGAGAUCAAACUGUAACAAAUCCAAAAACUCAGCGUAUUAUGAAUGGUCCUUUUGCUCCAGGGCUGGAGAUCACUUCUAAGCUAUUCAUAGUAUCACAUGAUGCGAAGUUGCUUUUCAGUGCUGGACACUGGGAUAAUAGCAUUCAAGUGAUGUCACUUACAAAAGGCAAAAUUAUUUCACACAAUAUUAGACACAUGGAUAUUGUGACUUGUUUAGCUACAGAUUAUUGUGGAAUACAUUUGAUUUCUGGUUCCAGAGAUACUACAUGUAUGAUAUGGCAAAUAACACAACAGGGAGGUGUUCCUGUGGGCUUAGCAUCUAAACCCUUUCAGAUUCUGUAUGGACACACCGAUGAGGUAUUGAGUGUUGGCAUCAGCACUGAACUAGAUAUGGCAGUGUCAGGAUCAAGGGAUGGCACUGUGAUUAUACAUACCAUUCAGAAAGGUCAAUACAUGAGGACUUUACGGCCACCUUCUGAGAGUUCUGUGCUCCUGACUGUUCCUAAUUUGGCUAUAUCUCGGGAAGGACAUAUUGUUAUCUAUUCCAGCAUUGAAGAAAAGACCAAUCUCAAGGAUAAGAAUGCAUUACAUCUGUUUUCCAUAAAUGGCAAGUAUCUAGGGUCCCAAGUCCUGACAGAACAAGUAUCAGAUAUAUGUAUCACUGGAGAACAUAUUAUCACGGGCAGCUUACAAGGCUUCCUGUCCAUAAGAAAUCUCCACAGUUUGAAUCUCAGCAUGAACCCAUUAGCCAUGCGAAUGCCUAUCCACUGUGUUUGUGUCACCAAAGAAUACAGCCAUAUUCUUGUAGGAUUAGAAGAUGGCAAAUUGAUUGUAGUGGGUGUUGGGAAGCCAGCUGAGGUAAAACACAGCAUCAAGAACUUCUUUUCCCAUACUGUUGGGGAUUCCUUUGGUUCUCCUUUGUUCCAGCUGAAUCAGAAGUCUCCAUUAUGGAUGAACAAACUAAAAACCAAAUUUGAUUUUUCAAAGGGCAGUAAAUGAAAAGGGCAUAAAUCUAAUAUUCA
Messenger RNA from Enhydra lutris kenyoni (northern sea otter), 8226 nucleotides. RefSeq names its product neurobeachin like 1. The record is from RefSeq and is a predicted model, not a curated record. Bases 29 to 8203 code for a protein of 2724 amino acids. Gene Ontology annotation, cellular component: cytosol; membrane. Lineage: Eukaryota; Metazoa; Chordata; Mammalia; Carnivora; Mustelidae. Gene Ontology annotation, biological process: intracellular protein localization. The transcript has 54 exons. Gene Ontology annotation, molecular function: protein kinase binding.